Messenger RNA from Fonsecaea nubica, 1611 nucleotides. RefSeq lists its product as hypothetical. The record is from RefSeq and is a predicted model, not a curated record. Gene Ontology annotation, biological process: transmembrane transport. NCBI's taxonomy places the organism in Eukaryota, Fungi, Ascomycota, Eurotiomycetes, Chaetothyriales, Herpotrichiellaceae. The coding region runs from base 1 to 1611 and encodes 536 amino acids. Gene Ontology annotation, molecular function: transmembrane transporter activity. Gene Ontology annotation, cellular component: membrane. The transcript has a single exon.
AUGGACAACAAGAUCGCGCCCGCGCCCGCACCCCUCGAGGUGUUCAUCGAGCCCACAAUCUCGGUGCAGGAAGGCACUGUCGAGCUUGCCGAACUCAAGGAAAGAUUCAAUGUCUGGAGUACCAUUGGCAUGGCAUAUGCAUUGAUCGCCACUCCUUUGGGGAUUGGCAGCUACUUGGUCUUUACGCUCGGCGUAGGCGGAUCCCCUUACUUCAUCUACGGCUAUAUCUUUGUCGCCAUCAUGCAACUAGCGGUGUGCUCCAGCCUGGCUGAGAUUUCCGCCGUCUUCCCCCACGCUUCUGGUGAGGAUGCCAUGCUUGACCUCCAAGUUGACUUGCUCACGCAGUGGUUACCAGGUCAGAUCUUCUGGGUUGCCGCGCUGGCCCCUCCUCGACUGUCGCGGGGCCUGAGCUACUGCAACGGUGCCUUCACCCUGCUGGCCUGGACAUUUGCGACCACCGGUUGUUUCGUCUUUACCGGACAAAUGUUCGUCGCCUUCGCCACCAUCUUGAAUGAACAGUAUCAAAUCCAGACCUAUCAGGUAUUUUUGCUUGCCAUCGCUUCCGCUCUCCUCUCGCUGGUCUUCAACAUCUGGCUUUUCAACUGGAUUCCGGCCAUCGCCAAAUUCUUUGUCGUCUUCAUCAACGCGGGCACGGUAUACCUCUUCGUGGCUCUACUGGUUCGCGCACAGCCCAAGGCCACCGCCAGUGCCGUCUUCACCGAGGUUGUCAACGAAACCGGUUGGGCCUCAAAGGGACUUGUGUUUUGCCUCAACGUCCUGCCUGGAAGUGCUUCUGUCACGGUCUUCGACGCCGCCGCCCACAUGGCGGAAGAGUUACCCCAUCCAGAGAAGCAAGUUCCACAGGUCAUGAUCUUCACCAGCCUCCUGUGCGCAUUGGGCGGGUUCAUUAUGAUCAUCGUCUACCUCUUCUGCACCACCAAUCCAGCGGCGCUCCUGGAGCCCAUUGGCGGUCAACCGAUCUUUCAGCUCUUUCUCGAUGCCUUCCGGUCGAAGCCACUACUGGUGAUUGCGGCACUCAUCUUCUGCGCCGUUUUCGUCUUCGCCAACAUCUCGUUUGUGACAACCCUCAGUCGCGUUUUAUGGUCCUUUGCCAAGCACCACGGCACGCCGUUCAGCGAGUUUCUUGGCCACGUCCACCCUAAUUCACAGAUUCCUGUCAACGCAGUCUGUGUCUGCACACUCGUGACAGGGUUGAUUUGUUUAUUGGACUUUGGGCCGGCUCUCAUCCUGAAUGCCUGCUUCGGCGCCAGCUCAAUCUGUGGUGCCGUGUCGUAUGGCAUGCCGAUUUGGUGUCUCAUCUUCAAGGGUCGGGGCGAUUUCCCUGAGAAGCGCCAUUAUUCAAUGGGAAAGUUUGGGUUGCUCGUCAAUCUUGUCGCCGUCCUGUGGCAAAUCUUUCAAGUGAUCUUUUUGACUUUUCCCUUAUAUUAUCCGGUGACGUCCUCGAACAUGAAUUAUGCGAGCGCUGUCAUGGGCGUUGGGGCCAUAGUGUUCGCCAUCAACUGGGUUCUUCAUUCUAGACGAUGUUACGAACAACCCAAGCCUCUAUUUGUGGCAGCACUGCACGGCAAUUUGACUCGAAAGGACGCUUGA